Solanum lycopersicum (tomato) is the source of this 465-nucleotide messenger RNA. RefSeq names its product pectinesterase inhibitor 10. NCBI's taxonomy places the organism in Eukaryota, Viridiplantae, Streptophyta, Magnoliopsida, Solanales, Solanaceae. The record is from RefSeq and is a predicted model, not a curated record.
AUGUUUUCCUUCUUCUCCGCUUUCUUCUAUCCUCUUCCUCCUUAUUCUUCUUCUGCUCCUUGUCCUUCUUUUUCUUAUCCUCAUCUUCCUUCGUUCUCUUCUCCUUCUUCUCCACGUUCUUCUGUUUCUUCUCGUGCUCCUCCUCAUCUUGUUCCUUCUCCUCCUACUCCUCCUUUUUCUCCUUCUUCUUCUCCUUAUCCUCUUUUUCCUCCUACUUUUCCUCCUCUUCCUCCUUCUCCUCCUUUUCCUUCUUCUUCUUUUCCUUGUCCGUACUCUUCUCCUUCUCUUCCUUCUUCUAUUCCUUCUCCUAAUCCUCCUACUUCUUCUCCUUCUUCUUUUUCUCCUAUUUCUAUUUCCCCGUCUUCUCUUUCUGCACCUUAUCCUUCUUCUUGUCCUUCAUUUUCUUCUUCUUCUUUUUCUAUAGAAAGAAUAUUCUUGAGAGGAAGUGGAUCCUUAGAUGAUUGA